Helianthus annuus (common sunflower) is the source of this 2368-nucleotide messenger RNA. Its product is annotated as stromal 70 kDa heat shock-related protein, chloroplastic. The coding region runs from base 94 to 2163 and encodes 689 amino acids. NCBI's taxonomy places the organism in Eukaryota, Viridiplantae, Streptophyta, Magnoliopsida, Asterales, Asteraceae. Gene Ontology annotation, biological process: cellular response to unfolded protein; protein refolding. Gene Ontology annotation, molecular function: heat shock protein binding; ATP hydrolysis activity; ATP-dependent protein folding chaperone. Gene Ontology annotation, cellular component: cytoplasm; chloroplast. The transcript is spliced from 8 exons. The record is from RefSeq and is a predicted model, not a curated record.
UCCCUUUUUAUCCCCAAAACCUCACCACUCCCAAUCUUCGUAACCCCCUUCCUUUUAUACUUACCGAAACCUCAACCUCCAUUUCUAGCAACAAUGGCGUCUUCCACCGCUCAGAUUCACGCUCUCGGAUUCGCUUCAAAUCAAAAUUCACCUAAAACCGUCUUCUUCGGCAAAGGAUUAACCAAAUCCAUUUCCUUUUCACACCAAAAAUCCUUCGUAAAGUUGAAAAACAGUAGAAGAAAUAGAGUAGUGGCGGAGAAGGUGGUCGGAAUAGAUCUAGGAACGACGAACUCUGCGGUGGGAGCGAUGGAGGGAGGGAAGCCGGUGAUAGUGACGAACGCGGAGGGGCAGCGGACGACGCCGUCGGUGGUGGCGUACACGAAGAACGGGGACCGGUUGGUAGGGCAGAUAGCGAAGAGGCAGGCGGUGGUGAAUCCGGAGAAUACGUUUUUCUCGGUGAAGAGGUUUAUUGGGAGGAAGAUGGCGGAGGUGGAUGAGGAGUCGAAGCAGGUGUCAUAUACGGUUGUUAGAGAUGAGAAUGGGAAUGUUAAGAUUGAGUGCCCGGCUAUUGGGAAGCAGUUUGCUGCUGAAGAGAUUUCUGCACAGGUUUUGAGAAAACUUGUGGAUGAUGCUUCCAAAUUUCUGAACGACAAGGUCACUAAAGCUGUCGUGACAGUUCCUGCUUAUUUCAAUGAUUCUCAAAGAACAGCAACCAAGGACGCCGGUCGAAUUGCUGGUCUGGAAGUUCUGCGAAUUAUCAACGAACCUACAGCUGCUUCGCUAGCUUAUGGUUUUGAAAGGAAGAACAAUGAGACUAUAUUGGUUUUUGAUCUUGGAGGUGGUACUUUCGAUGUUUCAGUUCUUGAGGUUGGUGAUGGAGUCUUUGAGGUUCUGUCUACUUCUGGAGAUACACAUCUCGGUGGUGACGAUUUUGACAAGAGGGUUGUUGACUGGCUUGCUGCAAGCUUCAAGAAAGACGAGGGCAUUGACUUACUAAAAGACAAGCAAGCACUGCAACGGUUGACCGAAACAGCUGAAAAGGCGAAGAUGGAACUUUCAACUUUGACACAGGCAAAUAUUAGCUUGCCGUUCAUUACAGCCACCGCAGAUGGCCCUAAACAUAUUGACACUACCCUUACAAGAGCAAAGUUUGAGGAACUAUGUUCAGACCUGCUGGAUAGGCUUAAAAGACCAGUUGAGAAUUCUUUGAGAGAUGCCAAGCUGUCGUUUAAAGAUAUUGAUGAGGUGAUCCUUGUUGGUGGCUCAACACGUAUUCCAGCUGUUCAGGAAGUUGUCAAGAGCCUUACCGGAAAGGAACCGAAUGUUACCGUCAAUCCAGAUGAAGUGGUUGCCUUGGGAGCUGCAGUCCAGGCUGGUGUUUUGUCUGGAGAUGUGAGUGACAUUGUUCUUCUAGACGUAACACCGUUAUCCAUUGGUCUAGAAACUCUUGGCGGUGUGAUGACAAAGAUCAUCCCAAGAAACACAACUCUUCCAACUUCAAAAUCAGAGGUUUUCUCUACAGCUGCUGACGGGCAAACAAGUGUCGAGAUUAACGUCCUUCAGGGUGAGAGAGAGUUUGUUAGAGAUAACAAGUCUCUUGGUAGCUUCCGGCUUGAUGGAAUCCCGCCUGCCCCACGUGGGGUCCCCCAAAUUGAAGUUAAAUUCGACAUAGAUGCAAACGGUAUCUUGUCUGUCACCGCCAUGGAUAAGGGCACCGGAAAGAAACAAGAUAUCACCAUCACCGGUGCUAGCACAUUACCUAGUGAUGAGGUGGAGAGAAUGGUUAACGAAGCCGAAAAGUUUGCAAAAGAAGACAAAGAAAAGCGAGACGCUAUCGACACAAAGAACCAGGCGGAUUCGGUCGUGUACCAGACAGAGAAGCAGCUGAAGGAAUUAGGAGACAAGGUUCCUGCACCGGUGAAAGAGAAGGUCGAGGCCAAACUCGGUGAGCUGAGGGAGGCUAUCAACGGUGGGUCAACACAAACCAUAAAAGAUGCGAUGGCUGCACUUAACCAAGAGGUGAUGCAGCUCGGCCAGUCCCUUUACAACCAACCCGGUGCACCGGGCACACCACCGGGUGCCGAGCCGGCUGGAUCAUCGGACAAGGGACCCGAGGGACCUGAGGGUGACGUCAUUGAUGCUGAUUUCACUGACAGCAAGUGAGUCAUGCUGUUCGAAUAGGUUGAAUUUUUGGACACGAUUGCGUGAAAGGGUGUUGGUGUGGCCAUUGAUGAGUUUGAAAGAAGUAUAGGAUGAUGAUGUUAAUUAAUUGUAGAGGUAGAGGACUUGCAACAAAAUGGAUGGUGAGAAUGACCAUGCCAUGGAUUUUUUUGGUGGAAAUUUCAUAUGAUUCAUAUUUAGUAAUUUA